AGGGGGAGCGAGGGAGAGAGAGAGCGCAAAGAGCGCCAAGGCGUGGAGUGUGUAUGAAGUGCCCGUCACUUCACAUGAAACCCUAACAAUUCAUUGUCCUCCUCAAUCUAUCAUCAUUCUUUCCCUUAAUUUUCUUCCAUCACUGGAUUGUUUCUUCGAUUUUACUAAUUUCAAUGAGUCGUUUAGGGUUCAAAUCCCUGGUGUAUCACGGGGAUUUGUUUUUGGGAGAGCUGGACGCUAUUCCCGUAAAGGACCAGAGUUUCCAAUUCCCAAAUAACGAGAUUCGGGUCCACCACAUAUCCCCAAUCAGCGAACGAUGCCCUCCUCUUUCAAUUCUUCAUACAAUCUCUUCAUUUUCAGUCCGAUGCAAGCUCGAAUCGUCUUCUCCAAUUCAUCAGCCUAGUUUGAUUAAUCUACAUGCCUCUUGUUUCCACGAAUUAAAGACGGCGGUGGUGUUGAUAGGAGAUGAAGAGCUUCACUUGGUGGCAAUGCCGAGUAAGCAGAAGAAGUUUCCUUGCUUUUGGUGUUAUUCUGUGCCCUGCGGUCUCUACAGUUCUAGCUUGUGGAUGUUGAAUUUACGUUGUCUUGCCAUAGUUUUUGACCUUGAUGAGACUCUAAUUGUUGCAAACACUAUGAAAUCCUUCGAGGAUAGAAUUGAUGCUCUUCGAGGUUGGAUUGCGCGUGAAAGCGAUCAAGUUCGAAUCUCAGGAAUGUCUGCUGAGUUGAAGCGGUAUAUCGAUGAUCGAGCACUUUUGAAGCAGUAUACGGAGAAUGAUUUGGUAAUGGAUAAUGGAAAGAUAUUGAAAGUUCAAUCAGAGGAGGUUGCUCCGCUGUCUGAUAGCCAUGAGCGAGUUGUUCGGCCUGUGAUUAGAUUUCCAGAAAGGAAUAUUGUCCUCACCCGCAUUAAUCCUGAGAUUCGUGAUACUAGCGUGCUUGUGAGGUUACGACCUGCUUGGGAGGACCUAAGAAGUUACUUAAUUGCAAAAGGCCGCAAAAGGUUUGAAGUUUAUGUUUGUACCAUGGCUGAAAGAGAUUAUGCUUUAGAGAUGUGGAGGCUUCUUGACCCAGAGGCACAUCUAAUAGGUUCCAAGCAACUUUUGGACCGUGUUGUAUGUGUAAAAUCAGGCUCAAGGAAAUCUUUGUUAAAUGUCUUUCAAAAUGGGAGUUGCCAUCCAAAAAUGGCAAUGGUGAUCGAUGACCGUUUAAAGGUGUGGGAAGAUAAGGAUCAGCCGCGAGUCCAUGUAGUACCACCAUUCACUCCUUAUUACGCUCCUCAGGCAGAGACAACAAAUCCUGUUCCAAUCCUAUGUGUAGCAAGAAAUGUUGCGUGCAAUGUCAGGGCGGGUUUUUUCAAAGAGUUUGAUGAGAAUAUAUUACGACAAAUCUCUGAACUCUUCUAUGAAGAUGAGGUGGUGAAUCUGCCUUCUGCACCUGAUGUUAGCAACUACUUAAUGUCUGAGGAUGCUGGAUUUGUACCAAAUGGGAAUGCAAAUGUCCCCAUUGCUGAAGGAAUGCAUGGUGCUGAAGUUGAACGAAGACUAAACCAACCAGAUGAGAAGCAUAUUGUAGAUUCUGCUGCCUCUCCUAUAGCAAAUAGCUAUGAGUUCAGAUCUGAAACCCUUCAGCCGCCUGCAUUAACUGUUCAGAAUGUUGUUGGCCCAACAUCUUCGAGACUCCUCAUGCCUUCUCAGAAACCUAGCUUGCUUGGGGCUCCUAUCAAGCGAGAUUUCAGCUCUUUUGAAUCUGAUGCUGACAUGAAGAGAAGACUCCUUAUUAUGAAGCAUGGCCAAGAUGUACGGAAUCAAAGCUUGGGUGAUCCUCCUAUUCUUUCUAGAUUACCACAGAUAUCGACUUCCUCAUUGCAUCCGCAGGGGGUUUGGUUGGUAGAAGAUGACAGUAAUAGAGGACAUUUAAAUAACCGAGCAUCGGGACUUGUUCAAGAAGCUGAUGUGUUAAAACCUGAUAAGCAGCGGGGCCAUCAGAUUCCAUUUGGUCAUAAUACACCAGGUUCUACUCCUGUGAGUUUACUUCCACAUCUGCCCCAAUUGAAGAAUGAUGAGGUAUCUGCUGCAAACGAAUGGCAAAAGAAAAAUCUUCCACCUGCAAGUCAGCCAUCAGAAGUUGGUGUCUCUCAGAAUCAAGCAUCUACCACUGGUAGAGAACAAACUGAAGCUGGAAAAGUGAACAUGAUGCCACCACAUUUAUCUAUUGGAGUUCUGCAAGAAAUUGGACGGAGAUGCAGCUCAAAGGUUGAGUUCAGGUCUGUUGUAAGCACCAGUAAAGAUUUGCAGUUCUCUGUUGAAGUGUUGUUUACCGGUGAGAAGAUAGGUGUUGGAAUGGGUAAGACGAGGAAGGAUGCUCAACAACAAGCUGCUGAGAAUGCUCUUCACAGCUUAGCUGAUAAAUAUGUAGCAUAUACCACACCACAUUCUGGAGCUGUGGAUAAAGAUUUUGAUAAGCUUUCACUUUCAAAUGAAAAUGGGUUUCUGUGGGAUACUACUAGUGCUGGAUCUAGUGAACUGCUAAUGGAAGAUGGGUUGCCCAAAGAAAGCAUUUCUGAGGCUGGUGAAAUGGCGCAUGGUACUACUUCCUCCAGUGUGGUAAAUCAGCAAGUGCAGAAGCGUGCCAAUUCGCCCAGAUUGCCCCAAUCUAUUCCGAGUAAGAGGUCCAAAGAAGAACUAAUGCGUGGUUCACAAAGCCUCUCAUCCUCAUGGCCACAAAAGAAUGGACAUACCAUUUCAUGAAAAUCCAUUAGAUUGUCAGAAGGUUCAUUCAUGGAAAGACUUUUAAGGUUGGGAUCUCCUGAAUGCCACAUCUCAUGAUCCAAGUUUCUUUUUCUCUUAGCAAAGUUGGAACCCGCUGCUGCAGAGGUGAAUAUCUUUUUAAAUUUUUGUCUAGGUUGUGAAAAGACGGGGCUAUUUUUUUCAAAUGUGUCCUCUCUUUUCCUGCUUAUUUUGUUGAUAUUGAGAGCCAGGCUUUCCCUUCUUCUAGCUUGUAUUGUGUUUACAUAGGCUUCUUCAUGGCCAUAAAAAAUGUGAGAUUAUAAUGAAGAGGUUGUUCAAUCAAAAGCUUACAGAGAGUUUCAGUUCCCUAGCUCCCUGUUGCUGGUCCUUUGGUUGAAUGGAUUGAUUA
Molecule: messenger RNA, 3132 nt
Organism: Vitis riparia (riverbank grape)
Lineage: Eukaryota; Viridiplantae; Streptophyta; Magnoliopsida; Vitales; Vitaceae
Product: RNA polymerase II C-terminal domain phosphatase-like 2
Exons: 16
Coding region: 174-2744 (856 amino acids)
Molecular function (GO): RNA polymerase II CTD heptapeptide repeat phosphatase activity
Source: RefSeq, a predicted model, not a curated record